AUGGCUAUGCAAGAGCACCUGCGAAUAAAGGAACGUCACCGCUGUUCAAUAACAGCUCUUGGCUACCAUUCAGCUCGACGGGAAUGUCUCACUGGGUUUGAAGAUGGAGUGAUCAAAUGGUGGGACAUGGGAAGUGGGCACAUGACCUUGUGCUCCAAAGAACAUGCUGGCUGGAUCACCCACUUCCUUUCCUGGAUACAGGCACGGCUCCUCUUCUCUGCCUCCAAUGACAGCUCUGUGCUGGUUUGGGCUCCAGGUGGUACAGUGCUUGACCGUAUUCUGUUGGGCUACCCCAUCUUCACCUUGGCAAUCAGCCUUACUCGGCAUCUCCUUCUUUGUGGCAGCAAAGGACGCCUGACAGUCUUCCCCUUGGAUGAAAAAAGAGAAUCUGGGCACACAGUCAACAUUACCCAAAGCUUUUCUGAAUGGACUCACAAAGACAUUGUGUCCUGCAUCACCUGCCUUGACAAUCACAUUUAUACUGCUGGCUAUGACAAAAAACUGCUGAUCUUUGACACUUACCAGACCCUGGGCAGAAAAGGCCUGACAAAGAAGCAGUGUAUUUCACGUGCCCACAAUGCAGCCAUCACCCAUUUGAUUCUGGUGCGCCAGCAAGAAACUACAAGGGUGCUUUCGGGCUCCUUUGACCAGACCGUUGGCAUCUGGUCCCAGGAUGGCAAGUUGAUCCAGCGCCUCGGCCCCUUCAGCAGUAACAUAACUGGACUGUGCUAUGUAGCACCCAUUGGCGUCAUUUGGAUUACUAGCGGCACUUCCCAGCCCACCCUUUAUGAGCCGCAGUCUGGAGAAAUAGGCAACUUUGAUAACCAAACCCUGGUCCUUGACAGGGUCAUCUUUGUAGAACAGCUGGAUAUUCUAGUGAUGUCAGCAACCAAUGGGAGUAUUUAUCUCUGGGAAUUUGAGACCUUCAUCCCAGGUGCUCAGCCCAUUGUCCAGCAAAAUAAGUCUGCAUUGGAUCAAGACUCCAAAAUACUAGGAAAAGAUUGUGCUCAAGAUAAGAUGGUCUGUGACCCUUCAAGCAGUUGUAUCUCAGAUCUCAUAUGCAGAAUAGUAUUGUGUGGACACACCGGCAUGAUUACAGCACUUGCAUUGGUGACAGAUGAGAAUGGUGUUCAUGCCCCUUAUCUGCUCAGUGGCGGAUGGGAUGGAAGGCUGUGCCUCUGGAAUCUUCAAAAGCGCUCCUUUCAAAAUGCCUUCUCCAAUCUGCCUGGGGAUAACGGGCCUAUCCUGGAUGUGGCCUGUUCCCAGAAUAGGAGGGAAUUUGCCUUUUCUACCAGCACUGGAGUUUUCAUCUGCGCUUUCAAUUUUCAUUGUGCUGAUCUGGAGCUCAUGGCUGAGCUCUGUGGGCACAAGAUCACAGUCCUAGCCCUGGCAUGGCACCCGCAGCAAAACAAAUGGGUCACUGGUGCUGAAGAUGGCACCAUUCAAGUUUGGAGUAAAGAUGGUGGAUGUUGUGUGCGGAAUAUGAAAGCCCCUAGAGGAAUCACUUGUAUUUGCAUUGACCAGAUCAAUGGAUGUAUUAUGGCAGGAGAGCACGAUACUAUCAGGUACUUAUCCUUGAAUAGGUUUGUAACUCUGCCUUUUUCUAUUUGCAGGAUUUAUGACCCCAACUCUGGAGCACUGGUGCAGAGUUACACAGGGCAUCAAGAUUCUAUCAAGGGUCUCAUCCAUGUCCCAGAAAUGAAACAGUACGUGUCAGUUUCACUGGAUGGCACAGCACGCAUAUGGAAGGCCUACCAUCAAGGGGGAUAGCCCAAGUCACAGUCAACUGUCAACUUUAUUAUUAUCCCACAUAACAUCUAAAAUCCAGGUUUUAUUUUAUUAAACUUUUAUUGUGGCCUUUGGGCCAGAGAACACAAUAAAAUACACAAACUUUUUUAAAAAAUGAAAUUUACAUAAGGCACAUUAUAACUGUAGUACAGAUGGCAGGGGCAAUCAGUGAAGUUUGUGCUAAACUUCAAUCCUAGGUAAGAUAGAUACAACAAAUCGUUGCACAAAACCAAGCUAGAAAGAUAAUGGCAUGAUCCUGGUCACUUAGAAACAGUGACUAACAGACAUCGUGCUCUCUACUAUGGUAGUUCUUUAAAAUGAGAUAAAUAUAUGUCUUCCUAGAUUCCCUAUAUAGAAAGCAACAGGGGAACCCAGAUUCCAGAGAGCCAUUUCCACAUGAGUAUAAGCACUGCUGAAAAGGGAUGUUUUUAUACCCCCAGUAUCACUCAACACUGCAGAAGGUAGUGAAACCAACCUGGCCAAGGUAAAAAGCUCAAUGAAAUUUCAGAAUUAGAAUUGAAGAGAUGAUACACAUCACAUUUGAGAGGAAUACGUUUAACUAUAGGGUGGGAUACUAGACUUAAAACUGGCUUGAAAACCAAUGUCCCAGAGAUGUUUUUUAAGAUGACUCCUGGCAUUUUAAAAUAUUAAUGAACGGACUUUCCAAAUAGAGUUCUAUGGACUAGUUUGCUAUUAGCUUUUGUUAGCCAGGUUGAUUUUAAAUGAUUUUUAGGGUAUCACUGGAAGCAGACCCACAAGAUAAAAAAAUCAAUUUCAACAGAAAUUAAGGAGAAAAACCACACUUGCCCAAUAAAUGUAGGUGCCAUGAUUAGGAAGCUUGGAAUUGCACUCCAAGAUAUUUAUAUGUAUGUUCCUUCUCUACUGAAGUCAGUUUGAUUUGUUUUGAUGUGAUUUUAAAAAAAAAUCCACAGAUCUGCCGACUCUUUAUGCACAGACAACUAUUAAAAACAUCUGCAAGGAAUGUAAGCCUACUUAAUGCCUGGGACAGGGUUUCAGAUUGUGUCUCUGCAAUGUUUCCUCUCUUUUCUUAGCCCCUUGUUUUGUUUUGUUUUGUUUUGCUCUCUCUCUUUUCUUACCCUAUCUUUACAGGAAAUAAAUUAUUCCUGAAAAACCAGCUGUUAUAAAGAAAAUAAACUAAGCUAAAUAAGUACAUGAAAAAGUUGUGUGGAAAUUGUGAUGUGGACAAUAUGGAAUUUUGCCCAUGACUAUGUUCUCCAACAUACAAUCUGAACUUAUAAAGGCAAUGAACCAUUUGGACACUCUUCAAGGCUGAGGGAGGAACUUCCAAAUGUAGCAUGAUUCUUAGGGCAGUACAAUUUAUUGUAUGUAUUCAUGUCACUGAGACAUCUUAGACCUAAACUGUAGAGUCUAACAAGGGAAAUAGCAUUUGAAUUGAUGAGCCAGUUUUGCAAGAACAUUGUUUAAUAUCACCCAGCACACUAUGGUGAUAAAAAGCCUCCCUUUGUUAAUGUUAGUUUGAGUGAUGCUACAAACUGGAACUGCAUAAUCAGAAUGUUUAGUGCCAGUAAGCGUCCCUGUAUUAUUACAAAUUUGCUACAUAGUAUCUAGGCAAACCUCCCUUCUAUGAUCUGUUUUGUUAUUUUUAUUUUCCAUCCUUAGGUAUACUUUAUUAUCUAUGGAAGAAUAGUAUUUUCUUCAAGUUAGCAUACAUUUACUAGUAAUUAUUCCUAAUAUAUAAUUAUACAAGCAUGAUGGUACACUGAUGACUAUUACUUUAGAUUGGAACUAUGAUGGCUGAGUCUAUCAAUUUGAAAUAUAUUAUUCCAUGGCUUUUAACUGCAUGUUAUUACAAUGCAAAUUUCUACCCAGCACUGAAAUAACUCUCUAUGUUGGCUCUGUUGAUUGUCUUCUCUGUUUACCUUUGACAUCUGCCCUUUCUAUGAUAUCUCAUAAGUUUAAAGCACACUUUCCAUGGUAUCAGGAUCAUGUUGUCUGGGAACUAUUAAUUUUUAAGAGCUGCAUUCUGGCAUUCAGUGCCAUAUCCUUAUUGGGAAGUUUCCAUCUGGAUUAUUUUGAGAACAGAGCUAACUCUGGAAUUUUCAGGGAACAUUACAUAGCCUUUGUGAGAAACUAAAAGAUAUUAAGAAAAACCAAACAGCACAUACUGGAGAAUUCGUGUUCAUGCAUAUUGGUGCUACUCCUUCAAAUUGUAUUAAUGCUUUCCUUUCUUGGUUACCUUUCAAAACAGAGCACUGUUCCAACAGUUCAAGUAAAAAUAUUAAA
Messenger RNA from Pseudonaja textilis, 4053 nucleotides. Lineage: Eukaryota; Metazoa; Chordata; Lepidosauria; Squamata; Elapidae. The record is from RefSeq and is a predicted model, not a curated record.